This is a messenger RNA of Salvia hispanica, 1844 nucleotides long. RefSeq names its product DDT domain-containing protein DDR4. Gene Ontology annotation, cellular component: RSF complex. NCBI's taxonomy places the organism in Eukaryota, Viridiplantae, Streptophyta, Magnoliopsida, Lamiales, Lamiaceae. The record is from RefSeq and is a predicted model, not a curated record. Gene Ontology annotation, biological process: regulation of DNA-templated transcription.
CUAAAUUACUAAACCCUCAAAUUUGUUGCAGACUAUCUCAUUCCAUGGCCGGAGCUAACCGAGGUCCGUCGCCGUUGGCCGGAAUUCCUGUAAACAAAGGCGCAGCUGGAGCGUCGGAGCCAUCCUCGCCGAAAAUGACCGACUUCGACUCCUCCCGCACGAAGCUUCGCCAACGAUGGGAGUUGGCUUCAGUUCUCAACUUUCUCCACGUAUUCCAUCCGGUGAUUGGUAAAGAUCUGAAGUUAUCAGCUGAAGACGUAGAAACUGCAAUCAUUGAGCAAAACAGUACACUUGCUCAGCUUCACAUAGCACUGUUGAAGGGAAUUCUCUCUUCAAAGCAAGCCCAAACUUUAAAGUCCUCUGAUGGGUGGAUGGCUGCUCUCAGUAAGGCUCUCUCAACGUGGUGGCCUUGGGUUGCUGAAGGAGAUUUUCCUUUAACUGGAGCCAAGGGGGAGGAAAUAUCCAUUUAUAAGGAGCUCGAUCCAACAGCUCGUCUUAUGAUUCUUAAAGCUCUUUGUGAAGUUCGAGCAGAUCAAUAUGAUGCUGUGUCCUAUAUCAGUGAGCAAAUGAAAAAUGGCACUGGUGUUUCUUAUUUUCGAAAGGACAAGCUUGGAAGUGAUGGCGACAGAGUAUCAUUUUGGUAUGAUGGAAACGAGACAAUUGGUCACAGAUUAUAUAAGGAGGUUCACUCUUUUGAAAAUCAGCAACCCAAAAAGAAGGAUAAUUCCCCUGCAUUAAACUGCCAAUGGGAAACCCUUGCUACCAAUCUAGAAGGAUUCAACAAGAUUGUGGAUGAAUUCUCAUCUAGUAAAUUUAAAUGGGAGGUUGCUCUUGCUAAAUCAAUUGAAAUGAAUGUAAUUCCUGUUCUUGCAAAGCAGCAGAAGAAAAAAGAGAAGGCGAUGUACCGGUUGCAAAGAGAGCAAUUACUAUUCAAUGGUUUUCACAACUUUGUAUCAACUCGAUCAUGUCGUACUAACAAGCGUCCUGAUUACGUAUUUGAUAAAUACGACAGAGAUAUUGCAGAGGCCAUAAAAGAUACGAAUAAAAGAAAGACUAUUGAAGAACGAAUGCAGAAAGACAACCCGAGCCUGCAAAGGAUGACAAAUACCUCAGAUGGAUCUAACAAUUCAGCAACAUCUUCAAGGGACAGUGAAUCUACUGAAACUGAUACUGAGAAACACAAUCCAGAAGAAAGUGACGGUGCUGAUGGCUCUGAGGAUGAAGAAUAUGUGGAGAACGAGGAAGAUGACAUAGAAAAGGAUGAAGAUGAAGAUGAAGAUGACCUAGAAAAGGAUGAAGACAAAGACGAAGACGAAGAAAAAGUUCCCAGUCUCAAGCAGAAUAUGCCUCUAGUCCACAGGCCAAAGGGAUCGCGCUUCAGUAGCAGGCUAGCCAGAGUUCCUGGCCACACUAUCCCAGAAAGCAUGAAUUUAGGAUCUAAAAACAGGUCAAGGCAAAGGCCAUCCGUCAAUACUGCUGUUGAAUCCAUAGUGGUUGCUGAUUCUGAAGACGAAAGCUCGUCAUGAGACAUGAGCUGAAGAUUCAUGAAACUGAUCGCGUUUUUGCUCAACCACCAGUGCCCUGGGGUAAAAGAUGAUGAUUUUUGAGAGGAUUCUUGGAGCUAGAAGGGAGACUUUGGUGCAGCUAACAAGUAACAAAAGAGAGAUUUUGGCUUUGUAGUAAAAAAAGAGUUUGAGACACAUUUCUAAAGCAGUUGUAGGUAGCUGUCUCAACUCUCAAGUAUGUGUAGUUUUGUGAAGACUAAUUGUUACUAGGAUAUCUGUUUUUACCAAUGCUCCAGCUUAUUUUGAUAUAUGCUAUAUCAUACUCCCUUUUUCUGUCCA